GCGGUGCCCUCGCGUGUUUAUCGUGCUCGUGAAAACGUGAUUCAAAUUUAGAUGACAAAUUACAAAGAAGGACGCGUUCUUUUGUUUCGAGCUUCCUGCGUUAAAGGCAACAAUCUUCGUUAGUUUGAUGAGAAAAAAGAGGCAGAAAGGAUAAGCAGUCGAAACAAGUUGAGGUUAUAAUUGUUAAAGGGAAGGAUUCUGAGAACGACGCGAGAUGGCAAUACCGUACGAAUGUUUGUUCCGCUGAUGGUGAAGUACCAGCAUAACAACAAACUGACAUGAAUUCUGCGAGCAAGGUUGGUGAAAUUUUCACCGCAGCCGGAGCAGCAUUUAACAAGUUGGGAGAAUUAACGAUGCAAUUACACCCUACGACUGACUCACCAGCAGGUAAAUGGACUGACGAGGAAAUUGAGAUGCUCCGUCACUCGGUAAAGACCUUCAGUGAAGACUUGAACAAAAUAAGUGAACACAUCAAGGGACGAACGGUCUCUCAAAUUCGAACAACGCUAAAGAAGAAAGCUUUUGAGGAAGCUGGCGUGCCGAUCAGACAACAAAUGCUUUCUCAACAGUCGACGCAACAAUCGGCAGUUCAACAAGUAUCGAAGCAACAAACAGGAAAUCAAGGAUUAAUGGGGAAAUCGUCUGAAGUCACGUUGAACAUGUUAAAUGCGCCGGAAUCGGAAGUGGAUGUUGAGGGACUACCAGAGGAGUGUCAAGUAAAGCUCGAGUUCGAAGGUGCGACGGAAGAAGUAGCUUCUUAAUAAGCCGAGGUUGAUCUUUCCAUAUGUCAUUUUUUUUUAUCUAUAUUUUUAAAUAUAAGAUAAUUUUCAUAUAAUAUACACGCUUAACGUUAAGUAACAAAUAUGUACCUUCAAUAAAUUAUGUUUCUCAAAUAGA
Molecule: messenger RNA, 897 nt
Organism: Bombus impatiens (common eastern bumble bee)
Lineage: Eukaryota; Metazoa; Arthropoda; Insecta; Hymenoptera; Apidae
Product: chromatin complexes subunit BAP18
Exons: 5
Coding region: 279-761 (160 amino acids)
Cellular component (GO): MLL1 complex; NURF complex
Source: RefSeq, a predicted model, not a curated record